Lathyrus oleraceus (garden pea) is the source of this 657-nucleotide messenger RNA. RefSeq lists its product as uncharacterized. The transcript is spliced from 3 exons. The coding region runs from base 1 to 657 and encodes 218 amino acids. The record is from RefSeq and is a predicted model, not a curated record. NCBI's taxonomy places the organism in Eukaryota, Viridiplantae, Streptophyta, Magnoliopsida, Fabales, Fabaceae.
AUGGCUGAGAACAGUUUGAAUAAAUUUCAAGAAGAAAGUGAUCAGUAUAGGAGUGGACAGAGAGACCAAGGGAGUCUAGGAAGCCAAUUCAGGCCUAGAUCUCAGGCUUUCAAAGGAAAACAGUGUAUGAAGCGUCUUGGCUUGCAAGAAAUUCCCUUGUCUCCUCCUAUGGUGGUUACUACCGCCAUGGAUAAUGUGGUUGAGACACCGUUGAUUUGUGAAAAUUGUUCACUCUCGGUUGAUGUGGUUUUAGGGAUGGAUUGCCUCUCCGCCAAUUCGGUGUUCAUUGGAUAUGAAGAGAAUUUGAUUAUCAUUCCAUCUAGUGAAGCUAAUCCAAAGGAUGUAUUAACUACUAUCUUGGAAGGUACGGUUGGCAUGGUUAAUUUCUUAUUUGAGAAUGAAAAGUCAAUUCUCUUGGUGCUUACCAAGGAAUCUAGCGAUAAUCUGAGUGUUACGCAAAUUCCUGUCGUUUGUGAAUUUCCGAAAGUUUUCCCUGAGGAUGUCACCUCUCUUCCUCCUGAAAGGGAAGUGGAAUCCUCUAUGGACCUAAUACCUGGGACGACUCUAAUCUCCGUUUCUCCAUAUCGCAUGGCGCCACUCGAGUUAAGAGAGUUGAAGAAUCAAUUGAAAGAGUUGUUAACCAAGCAUUUCAUCUGA